Penicillium samsonianum is the source of this 369-nucleotide messenger RNA. RefSeq lists its product as uncharacterized. Bases 1 to 369 code for a protein of 122 amino acids. The transcript is spliced from 3 exons. Lineage: Eukaryota; Fungi; Ascomycota; Eurotiomycetes; Eurotiales; Aspergillaceae. The record is from RefSeq and is a predicted model, not a curated record.
AUGUUCUGUCUACGAAGCUGGCUACCUCUCCUUUUCAUCCCGACCAACGCCUCCCCCACUCUUCAUAAUAUCGUUUGUUGCCUUGACAUACAUCAUCCACCGGCCAUCGAUUAUGCUAUCUCAGGCAACGCAACCUCCGAAGCAACAAUGUCUGGCGAGGGUCUGACGGAAUUUGUUUUCGAUACUAUGAACUCUACCGCCAAAGCCUUGGCUGGUGCUGCGUUGAAGGGCGUCCAGCAAGGACUUUCCCCCAAUGGAAUGGAGUCAAGGCCCAACGAGUGGACAGGAGUUGGGUUGGAGUGGAUGCGCAGCCUCUUGGGGAGACGGGAGUGGACUCUUCCAUGUGUCGAUGUCAAAGUUCGACUAUGA